This is a messenger RNA of Symphalangus syndactylus (siamang), 3254 nucleotides long. RefSeq lists its product as uncharacterized. Lineage: Eukaryota; Metazoa; Chordata; Mammalia; Primates; Hylobatidae. The record is from RefSeq and is a predicted model, not a curated record.
AUGCACUCUAACGUGGAGAUGGAUUCGUCUCGUGGGGUCCCCUGGGCGCGGGCGAGGCUCAGGCGGGACGCGGCGGAGAUCGAGCUCGUCCCUGUGUGGACCCGGGCAACUGCCGGCGGGCGAGGCCUGGAUGGUGGCCAGGCCGCAGCCGCCCGGACGUUUGCGAGCGCCGAAGGUGGGUCUGGAGGCGGGGACCUGGCCCUGCGGUGCCGGUGCCUGCGGGGCGGGGCUGAGCCGCCGGCUCGACGGGGGGCGCUCUCCUACUGCAUCCGCCCGGUCACCGCGGGAUCCCGCUGCUCCAGCCCGCCGGUGCCGCCGUCCCACCUCCUCCCUCAGCCCAGGUCUGCCUUCGCCUUCGCUCGCCGACCCCUCCCUCCUCCUGCCUCUGAGUCCCGCAGGGAAGCUGGGCUGGGCGAGAGGGUGUCUCCUGGGUCCACCGUGGAAGCCCGAGGCGGGGGUGCUGAGUCAGCCCAGGGCUGCCGGCGUGAGCUGCAGGGCUCGCCUGGGGCUCAUCCUCUGCCCGGGGCGCGGGGAAGGCGAGGGUCGCUGUGCUGGGUCUGUGUGCUCAGUGGCCACGCGUCGGCCUCAGGACUGGGAACCAGGCGAGAGACACAGAUGUGCAGGAUCUGCGCUUGCAGCCACCUUACUUCGUGGGCUGUACCUGAGGUGACAGGCAGGGUCUUCUCCGAUGAAGUUACCCACACGAGUCACCAUGGGAUGACGAAUGCUCUCCCCGUCACCCGACAAUUCCUCAGGUCGAGACUACCUUUUCAGACCUCAGGCCACUGUGACACCAGACAGCGGCACAAACUCAUGCUUCCCUCAGUUUCCACAGAAAACCGUGGAAUCAAGGAAAGACAAACAUGGGCAAUGGCACAGAAGGGUGAAGCAAAAGACAACCACACCCCGAUCUCCAGGAAAACUUUCACUGAUGUCAAGGUCUUCAAGUCUUUAACUGAGCCUUGCGUCUACUGGCCCUGCUCUCCUGCAAACUAUUUGACCCUAGGAUUUCCCUUCACCGCAACAUGUCUCAGAGCCCAGGUCCAGGCUCUUUGACUGCAGGAGUGGGAGCUGGGGUCGAGGAGACAGACUGUACUGUAUGCUGACCUCCACAUUGUGAGGCCUGCUCCACUGGAAAUCGUCUGGAGGGAGCUGUCGUCACAGCUCUCAGAUGGCCAGGCAUGCCUCCUGCCUUUGCCAUCUGCACAGUCCUCUCUCAGAGGAAUGUGGAGAGAUCGCUUUGCCGGAGCCUCCUCACUUAACCUGAAACUCGGGUCAUGGUCUGAAGGAGGCAGUUCUGCAUCACUCUUAAUGAUGAAACCAGAGGAAAGAGGCUCUUACUGCUCUAGUUUUCUAAAUUUCAAAGAUGCAAAGUCUCAGCAAACUCAAAAUAUAAUUGACCUUCCCCAGGAAAAAAUCUGCAUAGUUCUGGUUCUCUGGCUCUUCUUGAUCUUUCUACCCAAGGAGGUCCUAUUCACAGAACCAUAUAUAUCUCUUGCUAAUCUCUCAAGUUAAAUGGUAAAUAUUAUUUAAUUACAAACCAUUGUGCUAGCUGCCCAGGGUAAAGAGUUUGUUGUCUGCAGAAGCUCAUGACCUAGAGAGAGACAGUCUCAUGAGUGAAUAUAAGGGCAGGAGCUACCACAGAUACACUAGCAGAAUUCAGCAGGUGUGUGGCUAGUUUGGUUGGGAGGAGGAGGAUGCUUGGGUCUAUGGAAGCUUUAUAGAGAAGGACCGGGUUGUGAGCCAAGUCUUAUGGGAUGGAUGGCAAUAAAGACAUCCCAGCCAGCAGAAACAUCUUCUGGAAAUAGUGACCCAAGCAGAUAUUGGGAUAUGAGGUGCAUGAAGGGUGAUGUUGGUGGUGGAUGUCAUCACACAAAACUAGAAAUCAGACGGGGCUUCGAACGCCACAGUGUAUGCAAAGGAUAAUUCUGUAUAAUUUCAGAAAACAAAAGUGACAUGUAGGCAUCUGCGUGUCAGAUGAAAGAGGAAAAUGCAAAGACCAUUUAGGAAUGGUGCUGGCGAGUGUAAAGGAGACCACAAAGGAGGACGUGCAGAAGACCUUCCGCACUCGGCCGGCGGGUGCAGCGAUGGUGAUGGUGUGGACCAGCUGAGAACCUGCCCUGCUGUGCCAAGCCCACUCCACUAAAAAGGGCAGCCAGCAUUUUCCUCCCACACUCUUUGAUUGCUUUUGAUAUAAUGACAAUUCGUAAUAUUUUUAUAGAGUAGAAAUAUUCAGUCCUUUCUUUACUAAGGUUGACCAAAAUUUUGUUUCUUUUUGUUUCUUUGUUUGUUUGUUUUGAGAUGGAGUCUCGCUCUGUCACCCAUGCUGGAGUGCAGUGGCGCAAUCUCGGCUCACUGCAACCUCCGCCUCCCGGGUUCAAGUGAUUCUCUUGCCUCAGCCUCCUGAGUAGCUGGGACUACAGGCGCCCGCCACUAGGCCCGGAUAAUUUUUGUAUUUUUAGUAGAGAUGGGAUUUCACUUUGUUGGCCAGGCUGGUCUCGAACUCCUGACCUCGUGAUCCACCCGCCUUGGCCUCCUAAAGUGCUGGGAUUACAGGCACGAGCCACCGUGCCCAGCCCAAAAUUUUAUUUCUUAUUGAUAGUGUAGAAAAGGAAUGGUUUUAUUUGCAAAUUUUACAAAAAUAUUCAUCAUGUGAAUUUAAGGCCAAGGGCUUGGAAGCCACCCAUGCCAGUGAGGGCCUUGAGACCUCUGCUGUCACUCCUCUGUAUCUUUCUUGAAAACUACUGCAAGGCUGUAAUCUGGCAAAAACAAAUAGUGAAUUUUAAAAAGCUGUGCGAUCCAGGAAAUAGUGGAUCCAAACCAAGAGAGCUCUGAAGAGAAGUUCCUGGAAGACAGUAAUGCACCAGUCCUAGGAAGCAGUGAGUUUUCCUCAAUGUGGGAAAAGCAGAGCUCUUUCCCCAGACACACAACACAGAUAUUUGAAGAUACCAGAAGACUCCCAUACAGAAGCUCAACUACAAAUGGCCAGUCUAUACUUAGGACUCAUAAAAAGGUCACACCAUGAAAAGAAACUACAUUUUUCAGCACAGAACUGCUAAGAUGGAGAGGAAACCUGACCCCAGCUGGCUGCCUGCUAUCUCUGACAGCUAAGAAUCCUAAAUUAUGAAUCAGAGCAGAAAAGGGAUUAGUGCAGUGAUCUGGUAAAUAUUUUAUUUCCCAUUUUGACUUUGAUUAAUAAAUAAACAUCAGUGAUUAUAUUUUAUAAAGAAAUAAAUUCGAUUUUGGAAAACUUA